UCCUUCAUUUUCAUGAUUUCUGCUAGGGGUCAGCAUGUUGACCCCGGCAUGUUUUGUUAUGUAACCUUGGAAUUUGCUCUAAGCAAGCGUGCCGUACAUACAUGUUCAUGUGCGUAGUAAAUAAAAGAAAUGGCAUAAUAUUUGUAAUUACAUCACAACCCAGAUAUUUCAUAAAUAGAUUAGCUUCUUGCUUGACUACGACCAUUUUCAAAAGUUGAACAUCCAAGAUUUCCUCACCGUAAACCGUAGUUGCACGACAGCAGAACUAGUAGUCGGACCAUACGUGCCCAGACACCCUCGCGUCUUGUGCAUACGUUUGUAACGUUACUUGUCUUUUCCUUCCUCCAUGCUUGGAUCUCGAGGAUCCAUGUCACGAUCUUUGUUAAGUGAACAUGUUUGAAAUUGUUAUUAAUCAUGUGUAUAAAUUUCCGUUUGAUCUGGUGGUAAGGACACAUUUUACGAAGUACCCUACUAGCAAAGAACAAAAUGUCAUCUGUAUGAAAACUGUGGAAGAACGAAUAGAUGAAGAAAAAGAUGUGGAGUACAAACGAAGGAUAGCUACAUGUAGAAAUGUACUACCAUCAAUAUUCAAAAAGAUUCAGUUACUCAAUGAGGAUGCAGUCUAUUUGGAAGAAGAGACAUGGCAUGAUCGUAAAUACAAGCAUCUUAUUGUCAAGAGUCAUAGUCUUACAUGGAACAAGUAUGCAGACACCUGGGAAGAGUCCGAGUUCAGCAUUUGCCCCCAAAAUUCAAACUGGACUCAACUGAAGCAAAAAGGAGGGCUUCGUAUCAAGGGAUUUGGCAUUUUAGGCGGAAUGAUUGAGAUGUUUCUACACGGCUUUGCAAAUAAAGGGGGCUGGAAGGCCAUUCGCAUCAUGGAGGAGUUGAUGACAGAAUCGACAUCAGUGAAGAAUUCUGUGCAUAGUGUUGGCUCCUCAAGAUUGUAACCAAAAGACAGAACACUUGUUGCACGCAAACAUUGAACUUGCAAAAUGCAGGAUGGGAAACAUUCACGUCUCUUUUAAGAGUGUAGCCAAUUAGUCAAGAAGGUUGUGUACAUCUACACGUAAUGCCAUUUAACUAUGUACAUGUAUUUACAUAUACACCGUAGACUUUAUGGACACAACUACAUGUACAUCCAGAAAAUUACAUAGAUGCCUCGAUGAUGGCCCUGGUGAAAUAGCCAAGCUGUUUAAGGGUUGAAAGAAGUUGUAUGUACACGGUGAUUUCCAAGAUGUGUCAUUACAGUGUUACUCUUUCAUUAUCCCUAUUUGCUGUCUGUGCACUGAGGCACUUUGAGUGCUACAAAGCAUGCUAUGUAAGGACUUAGAUUGGAUCUGACAGCUUUACAGCAACAGAGUAACAUGCCACAAAUAGUCCAACAUGCAUGUACAUGUAUGCACAGAAACCAACAUGUUGCAAGUGCAAAAUGCACCUUACAGGGUUCAACCCCCCCCCAAAAAAAAUUGUUUCCACAAAUAUCAUUUGACAAAUUACAUCAUAAAACUCAUUUUUUUGCUCUGUCCAGUUGAAGUUCAAGUGCAAUCAUUGAACUUAAAUGCUUAAUAACCAUGCAACUUUUUGGCCCGAUACUUUUUCAAAUUCCUUCUAAUUCUAAACUUGAUGAAACUGCUAUUUUAUUCAGGAGACGGUUGCUUAAUUCAUUGUGCAGUUUCAGAAUUUCAAGAAUGUGUAUUUAACAUGGUGAUGAUCUUAUUAACUGGUUUCUGUAAUAACCACAUGAAACCAUUUCAUUAUCCUAUUUAUUUGUUGAUGGAAACUAAAACAAAUUUAAACGUAACAUGACAAAAUCUUGUUAAAUUCUGUAUCUUCAUUCUGUAGGCUUUUCCAAUGAUCUCAUCUGUGAAGGGGAGUUAAACUACACAUUGAUUGCUGUGGUAAAUCACGAGGCAGAAAGAAAAAGUAGUUGCCUUAUGUAAUAGCUCCCUGCAAUGCACUGUCGGUGUUGAAUGUGCUUUUCAGUUUUUGAAAAUAUAACAUUCUGAACUUUAGUUUGAUAAAAACAGCAAUUUCUGACAAUUAUUUUGCCAUGAGAAAAUUAAUGUUACCUUCAAGUUUACUGGGGGGGUCCCAAUAUUGUGUGGUGUUAUACAAAAACAAUUGUAAAUGUAACUUGAUCAUCUAUCAAUGUGUGAAUUACAUUCAGAAUCAAUAAAACCAACUUGAAUAGAAAAGAAA
Messenger RNA from Acanthaster planci (crown-of-thorns starfish), 2199 nucleotides. RefSeq names its product PRELI domain-containing protein 2-like. Gene Ontology annotation, cellular component: mitochondrial intermembrane space. Lineage: Eukaryota; Metazoa; Echinodermata; Asteroidea; Valvatida; Acanthasteridae. The record is from RefSeq and is a predicted model, not a curated record.